Molecule: messenger RNA, 1482 nt
Organism: Penicillium mononematosum
Lineage: Eukaryota; Fungi; Ascomycota; Eurotiomycetes; Eurotiales; Aspergillaceae
Product: NAD-dependent succinate-semialdehyde dehydrogenase
Exons: 4
Coding region: 1-1482 (493 amino acids)
Molecular function (GO): succinate-semialdehyde dehydrogenase (NAD+) activity
Source: RefSeq, a predicted model, not a curated record
AUGUCUAGAGCCCUACCUUUCACGCUGGACACGCCAUCCCUCCUCCAUGAGGCCUCCCUGCUAGAUGGCAACUGGGUGCAAUCUAGUUCCGGUCAAAGGUUCGAAGUCGAAGACCCUGGUACGGCCAAGGUUUUUGCCUCCUGCCCAACCAACACCGUCGCCGACGUAGACGCCUACAUCAAAUCCGCACAGCGCUCAUUCCUUACCUACCGAGCCACAAACCCGCGCGAACGCGCAAAGAUGCUGCUGAACUGGCACGGCCUAAUCAGCCGAUCCAAAAACGACAUCGCAACGCUUGUUGUGUAUGAAACCGGUAAGCCCAUUGCCGAGGCCCUCGGCGAAGUCGAGUACGCCCUGGGCUUCGCAUGGUGGUUCGCGGGCGAAGCCGAGCGCAUCCGGGGUUCAAUUGCGCAGCCUUCUAUCUCAGAUAGAAGAAAUUUCGUAAUCAAGCAGCCGAUCGGUGUCUGCGUCGCGCUUGUGCCAUGGAACUUCCCCGUUGCGAUGAUCAUUCGGAAGGCAGCAGCGGCGUUGGCUGCGGGCUGUACUAUUGUCAUUAAGCCGUCGCCUGAGACGCCGCUGAGUGUACUAGCUUUGGCGGAUUUGGCGCUGCAGGCGGGAUUCCCGCCGGGUGUAAUAAAUGUCUUGUCGACUGAUAGUGCUCAUACCCCUAGUGUGAGUGAGGCGCUUUGCAAACAUCAACUUGUCCGCAAGGUGACGUUUACGGGAAGUACGACGGUUGGGCAACUUAUUGCGCGGCAUUGUAGUGAAGGGUUGAAGAAGGUUACGCUGGAGCUUGGAGGAAAUUGUCCAUUUAUCAUCUUUGAUGAUGGCGAUUUGGACCAGGCGUUGGCGGCGUUAAUGGUGCUGAAGUGGCGGACUGCCGGGCAGGCGUGUACACAUGCAAAUCGGGUAUACGUGCAGAGGGGUGUGUAUGACCGGUUCUUAAGCAUGCUCGUUGAUGCAACGAGACGGCUUCGUGUGGGACAUGGCGCCGAUCUUGAGACUACGAUGGGCGCGCUGACAACUAAGUCUGGACUUGCGAAGCUGGAGCGUCACAUUGCGGAUGCUGUUGCGAAGGGUGGGAAGAUCGUGCUAGGUGGUCGUCCACUGGAACAUUUGGGAGGAAACUUCUUCCAGCCAACAAUCAUCUCUGGUAUGUCGUCGGAUAUGUUGACUACGCAGGAGGAGGUAUUCGGCCCACUGCUUGGACUGUAUCAAUUUGAUACCGAGGAGGAGGCUGUCCGCAUGGCCAAUGACACAAACAUGGGACUGGCUUCGUACUUUUUUACCAAGGAUGUCAGUCGGACGUGGCGAUUGUUGGAGAGUCUCGAGGCGGGCAUGAUCGGCAUGAACACUGUCUCCCUUUGGGGUAUCAAAGAGUCUGGUUAUGGUAAGGAAGCUGGCAAGGAUGUCGCGAUCGAGGAAUAUCUGAUCGCCAAAACGGGAACGUUGACGGUUGGGGCGAUCGCAUCGAAGCUGUAG